This is a messenger RNA of Leptomonas pyrrhocoris, 1561 nucleotides long. RefSeq lists its product as hypothetical. The transcript has a single exon. Bases 59 to 1561 code for a protein of 500 amino acids. Lineage: Eukaryota; Euglenozoa; Kinetoplastea; Trypanosomatida; Trypanosomatidae. The record is from RefSeq and is a predicted model, not a curated record.
AGCAUCUGUCUGCUUUCUUGUAUUUCUAUUCUUCGUUAACCUAUUCGCCACGUUCAUCAUGCGUGCCGCCGUACGCCAGAAGUGGGCUUCUCUCUUGGCCAUCUCCGGCUCCUCAUCGAGCACCGCUACUCCUGAAUCACACCGCACGGAUGACAGCUACUGUUCCAGAGGUACAGGCUCUACGCAUUCCACCGAUGACGACACGCACACGAGCGCUACGUCGUCUUCAUCUGAGAUGAGCAGCUCUGGGACUUCCUCAGCGUCAUCAGCAGCAAAGACACACAACAGCACAUCCACUUCUUCGGCGGCAUCGAGUUCGAGCAGCGGCAUCAGCAGCAGCAAUACCAGUGGUGCGUCGUCGACGAAACGAGCUCCAAGUUCUCUUGCCUCCAGCUCCGAUGCAUUAACGAAAACGUCUGCGAAUAAAGAUAGAAGUAAAGCUGCUGCGGCGAACCGUGCUGCAUCAGAGCUGUCUCCUUCGGCUUCGACCACCUCCACCUCGAACGGCGUGGCAAUCGAUGAUGCCGACGCGUUGGUGCAACUGCCCUCGUCCCCUUCGCCGCAGCAAUAUCUGCGUGGGUCAGCGAAUGCCGCCCAGACCUCGGCAGUUUCUUCCUUUCCUAGUCAGCACCUCGCCUGCCGCGCAGGUGGUGCGGGGAACCCGCAGCAACCGGGAGUGGCUUCCCUGCAACUACACGGCUCCCGAUCCGUGGACCCGGCUUCUCCGGCCAGUCCCUAUCACUUCUCGGAGGAGGAACUCGCCCGGCAGCCGUGGGUGAUCGAGUGUGACGCGACGACACACACGAGCGAGGAGGGCGGCCUCGUCACCCGUGCGGUGGAUGUGCUGGAGACGAUUCACACGACUCCGAUUGCGGUGCCGCCCCCACCCGAAGAGGCGGCGCGACGUCGUCGUGAGGGCGGUCUGCCGUACCCGAGCCACCUCACUUUUCGCAUUAUCCCUCAAACGGCGGGGGGCGCUGAUGCCGACGGCGCUGCCGCUGCCGACGGCGCGGCGAGGAGAGACAAGGAAGGCAAAACAGCCUUGACAGGCGACAGGGCUACAACAGGGGCAGGCGGACGCGUGCAGAAGACUGCAUGCGACAGCUGCUGUGGUGGCCACUUGUACCGCAAGCGCGAAGAGGCGCAGCGCAAGGCAGAGGAGCGCGCCGCCGCACGCCAGAAGUCCUACCACAACCAACUGCGCAGUCAUCACGUGCCGCUCGUAAACUUCCGCACCACGCGUGACCCGGCGGUCAACUUAAUCGACGCAGACACCACGCUGCCCACCGUGGAGGAGGCGGCGGGGUACCGGCACUACGAAGAGGACCUGCAAGGGGCGGAGGCGAACCCGAAGAAGCUGGAGAAGGCCAUGCGUCAGCGCCGGCGUCCUGCGAGUGGGCUGCAUUGGAAGACGAAGUACGCCUUUGGCCGUCGCGCCGGCGGGGGGCCGCGUGGCGUAGGGGAGUCGGCGUUUGCGCGCGAGGGCGACCCGCAGCGGUUUUGGAUCGCGCAACUGCACGAGCGAUCGCAGGUACAUCUGGAAAUGAUCGAGACCGAGUAA